Trichosporon asahii var. asahii CBS 2479 is the source of this 1851-nucleotide messenger RNA. RefSeq lists its product as uncharacterized. Bases 1 to 1851 code for a protein of 616 amino acids. Lineage: Eukaryota; Fungi; Basidiomycota; Tremellomycetes; Trichosporonales; Trichosporonaceae. The transcript has 4 exons. Gene Ontology annotation, cellular component: cytoplasm. The record is from RefSeq and is a predicted model, not a curated record.
AUGAUUAUACCGCCCGAGAAGACGAGGGGGCCACUCGCCUACCGCUUCAAGCGGGGGUCCAAACUCGUCGUGAGUAAUGCCGCACCUCCUCCAUCGCGUCCAACCGCGACUGUCCGAACUUUCAUGCAUGUUGGUGCUAACCUCCAGGACCUGCCGCCACAGCCGCCCUCGCCCCCCGUCCCUCCCCUCUCGGCGAUUGAUGGGCCCUUCCAGCUCUCAGAGUAUUUGUCGCUCAAGGUCCGACAUGACCCUCAUGACAUCAAGGGUCUCGUCGAGGUGCCCUCGGACAACGCGAAGGCUGCCGAUCGUCACGUCUGGAUCUAUGAACAUCUUCGCCGGAUACCGAUAGACGUCACUCCGCUUCUCACCCAGCUUCAACUGCUGUGCAGUCACGAGACGUGUCCCGAGAUGAAGGCCAACGAGUGGCAGUACCUCUGCGUCGCGCACGGCGGCGAGGGAACGGACAAGUGCUGCGCUAUCGACUACAUCCUCCAUACUCUCGACUCGACGACCGCCUUACUGAACUCCUCCAACUACUUCCCCUCGAGGCUGCAGAUCCCCCACGCCUCGCUUACGCACUUCCCGUCUCUCUUCCGCCGGCUGUCGCGCAUCUUCUCUCACGCAUACUUCCACCACCGCGAGGCGUUUGCGACGUCCGAGGCCGAAACGUCGCUGUAUGCGCGCUUCGCGGCCCUCUGCCAGCGUUACGAACUGUUAGGUGCUGGCUUGCUUCUGAUUCCGCCCGAAGGCUACGAGGUGGUGACGCCCAAUGACGAUUCUGACGACCAUAACGACAAGCACGACAGCUCGGACGAGGAGCCCGAGUCGGCGCACGCUGAUGCCGGAAAUACGACGAGUGUUUUGGACGAGCCGGCCUCAAAUGCCGCGACGACACACGAGAACGCCAACGCCAGUGGCGCCAGCCCCAGCCCUGCCGCCCCCGUCCCAGGCAAUGAGGGAAGCGACGCAGACAAGACUGCGUCUGCGCCGAUCGAGGUCCCGGCCCCCGCCGAGUCUGAGCGGAAAGACGAUUCAAUGGGAGUGGCGGGCGGACGAGGAUCCUUUUCGCCUAACAGGUGGUCUGGGUCCCCCGUGCAGCCGCCCCACAAGGGCAAGCCGGCCCCCGCUCAGGCCUCCGAGUCCCUCAGCCCGCCCAGCACGCGCGCAGCCCUCGACGCUCUCAACGACUCGCCCAAGGUUGAGCCCAAGGUCGAGUCCAAGGUUGUGUCGGGCAAGGGGCGCGGCACGUUAUCGCGCGGCAAGGCGCCGCGCGCGAGCGUCUUUGCGGCGACCGGGCCGGACGCCAACGCCUCGGGCACGUUCUCGACCUCGCCGACGAGCACGGAGAGCGUACUCUCCCCCUCUGUCUUGGGUAUGGCGCGGAAGGAGAGCGUCGAGAGUGCCGUCUUCGUCGGUGACGAGGAGAAGCCUCAGCACGAGGCCGCCGACACUGCCACCGACACUUCUGAGGCUGUUGCCGAUGCGCCGGACACGCACGAGGAGACACCCGCCAACGAUGUCUCUAUCCCAAUCCAGCUCGACCGAGCCGACGAGGCCGUGUCGCCCAAGACGACGACGUCCACGAUCCCCGACAUUCUCGCCGAGGACACGGACGCCUCCGCCGCGCCCACCUCGCCGCCAAAGAUCACCAAGUCGGAGCUCCUGCCGUCGCCGAAGAGCGAGCUGCUCUCUAUCUCGCCGAAGAACACGGCGUCCCCGAAACGCGGAGGCAAGAGUGCGCGCGGUGCGCCUCGCUCGCCGAAGAAGGCCAAGGGCAAGGCGCUGAAAAAGGAAGGAAGCGGCAGUGGAGGCUCGGGCGGGUCGAACUCGCCGGUCCCCACUGAGGAGUAG